AUGCCCACAAGCAUCGGAAGCGUCAAUCCCUCGCGACGGGCAAAACAGCUCGCCCCGCCGCAAAGGCACAUCCUGUCGGACUCAGACUCGGACGCUGGGCAAGACUCGGACCAGGAUUCGGACUUCCAUCCCGGAGUCGACCUGGGACGCAGCCAAAGCUUUGGCCACACGAGUGGCACACCCCAUGGAGCAGAUCGUACCGCCAUUACUCCCAUUCUUCCGAGGAAGGGCCCUGCUUCAUCUGCGCAAGCAGAACCCGCUGUGGCCAGUGCACCCCCGCCCGCUCGUCGAGGAAGAAAGCCGAGCGGCCUAUCUCGAAGCGCGCGUGAGGCGCAGAGAAAGUUGAACCAUUCGAUUAUCGAGAAGGCCAGGCGAACCAAGAUCAACGAUGCGCUGGCGACUUUGCGUGAGCUCAUCCCAGCGGACUACGGUCGCACCCACGAAGAAGAUGAAGAGGACGAGGCAGACCAGGGCAAGAAAGGCGGCAAGAAGGGAAAGAAGGAAGAGAAGGAGUUCAAGUUGGAGAUCCUCGUCAGAACUGUAUCGUUCAUGAAGGAUUUACUAGAGAGGAUUCGCGUUCUGGAGGCCGCCCAGCAGGGCGCUCGCGACGUUGACGACGACGUGUCGUCUGCCCCUGUUCCAACGAGUGAGGGGAAGAAGAGAAAGAGACGGAAUGAAGCCUGCGAUGAUAUACAAGACGAUUCACGUAACGAUGACCAAAGAAGGUCAAAGAAGCGACAUGUUGAAGCCUACACGUCCGAUAGCCUUGCGGCUGCGCUCCCGCACCAGUUGACUGACCUUCUCAACGGUCCUUCCUCUCUUAGUGCUGUUCAUCCAAGCGACCCUACCAUCAACUCCACUAGCCACCAUUCUCGCUACACGCGCACGUCUCGUCUUCCUUCCAUAUCGUCUUGGUUGAACACGGUUGCUCCCUUAGACUCGCCAGGCGUUCCCCCGAUCUCCCCAAAUACGCCCUUGGCAAACAUUGACCCAGCUUUACGCGCCCUUUCUCAAAGGGUAGAAGAAGACUACAGUACUGCAGACCCAGAGUCCAAGAAAUAUUCUGCCAUGCAAGCAGCACCGCACUCGGGGUCAUACCUACCCUCUCCUCCGCCUUCAACACGCUUCUAUCCAUUAUCUCAAAGAGCCGGCCACAACGAUGUCCCUGCGCCCUUGAACCUUGGAGAAGCAUACACCGUCGAUGCCCGCAACACCACGAGAGAUCAUCGCACUUUCACGAGUGCGAGCGGCCCCCAUACGCCCGAUGAGGACUCUGCUGCGUCGAUGCUGUUGGAAAUCAGCGCCAGCUUGACGCCGCCGACGCUCCCAAUCUCGACCUCCCCGAGGAUCACGUCUUCGACGUCCGCGGAGAGGCUAAGCCUUUCUCCCCCCACUCUUAUGCUCGCUGCUCAUACGGGCGGCAAACACACCGCCACUCCAUCUGGACCUGGGGAGUCCGAACACCCCCGCAAAGAAGUAUAUCUCGUCUCCCCGCGUUUGGGCCCAGAGUGGCGCUCCGAAGAUGAUGAGAUCCUUGAAACGCCUCGCGAUGGAGAACGCUCCUCUUCCGCUGCGAAGUGCACCCCUUCAUCUUCGCGAGUGCGCACGAACUCACGCACAUACGAAAAAGAGAGCCGCCACGGGUCCCUUACUCCCCAGACGCCGAGCUCGCUACUCGGGAUGGGUGGCGUGGAGAGGGUGAUGAGCCGCCUGGGUCUCGGUGCUAGGGAAGUCACGGAGUGA
Pleurotus ostreatus (oyster mushroom) is the source of this 1743-nucleotide messenger RNA. RefSeq lists its product as uncharacterized. The transcript has 3 exons. NCBI's taxonomy places the organism in Eukaryota, Fungi, Basidiomycota, Agaricomycetes, Agaricales, Pleurotaceae. Bases 1 to 1743 code for a protein of 580 amino acids. The record is from RefSeq and is a predicted model, not a curated record. Gene Ontology annotation, molecular function: protein dimerization activity.